Messenger RNA from Eriocheir sinensis (Chinese mitten crab), 2654 nucleotides. It is a transcript of the gene Alg3, whose product is annotated as lethal(2)neighbour of tid protein-like. Gene Ontology annotation, cellular component: endoplasmic reticulum. The transcript has 9 exons. Gene Ontology annotation, molecular function: dol-P-Man:Man(5)GlcNAc(2)-PP-Dol alpha-1,3-mannosyltransferase activity. Bases 80 to 1462 code for a protein of 460 amino acids. Lineage: Eukaryota; Metazoa; Arthropoda; Malacostraca; Decapoda; Varunidae. The record is from RefSeq and is a predicted model, not a curated record.
GAAAACCUUAUAAUAACGUUUUAUUUAUUUAUUCAUGAUUAAUAAAUAACCCAGAGCAUGGAACUAGGGAGAACAAGACAUGGUAAACAACUUUCAUCUCCGUAUUUCUUUCCUCGAUGUCCAGGCGGCCUCCCUCGCUCAGCUGAUCGGUUUCAAAAUGCCGCCGCCGGGAAACUCUAGCAGCAGGGGGGGCAGGAAGGAGAAGAAGGCGUCCCUGUUUGACAAGAUGAAGCAAUACUGUUCACUGGAGUUCCUGGUGAAGGUCGCAACGCACCCGUCCUAUUUCGGCCCAGUCUCGGUACUGUUCCUGCUGGCCGAGGUGGUGUUCAACGUCCUCAUCAUCCACAACAUCAAGUACACCGAGAUCGACUGGGUGGCGUACAUGCAGGAGGUGGAGGGCGUGGCUAAUGGCACCUGGGACUACACGCAGCUCAAGGGGGACACCGGCCCUCUGGUGUACCCGGCAGGCUUUGUUUACUUCUUCCUGGGCCUCUACCACAUCACCGGUCGCGGCACCAACAUCCGCCUGGCCCAGUACCUCUUCGCCGCCCUCUACAUCGUCCUCCUUGCGCUGGUCUUCAGGCUUUUCCAUAAGAGCCAAAAGCUACCACCCUAUGUGCUGUUGGUGCUGUGCUGUACCUCCUAUCGCGUCCACUCCAUCCUGGUGCUGCGGCUGUUCAACGACUCGGUGGCGAUGCUGUUCCUCUUUGGCGCCAUGAACCUCUUCAUCGAGAACCACUGGGUCAUGGCGAGUGUGGUCUACAGUCUGGCAGUGUCCGUCAAGAUGAACAUUCUGCUCUUCGCACCGGCACUGCUGCUGGCCUAUCUCCGCUGCCUCGGCCUCUGGGGCACCGUCAAGCAGCUCUCCAUAUGUGCCGUGGUCCAGCUGGCCCUCGGAGCGCCCUUCCUGCUGGCCAACCCCAUCGGCUACCUUAGGAUGGCCUUCGACCUUGGCCGCGUGUUUCUCUUCAAGUGGACGGUCAACUGGCGCUUCUUGCCGGAGGAGGUGUUCGUCAAUGUGUGGUUCCACCUGGCCCUGCUGGCACUCCACCUGGCACUCCUGGCACUCUUCGCCUACACACAUGCUGAUAAGUUCCUGACGAGCUACUGUAACCUGAUCCAAGUGGACACACGCCUCAACAUCAAGUCCCAGCUCUUCAUCCUGCCCAUGUUCCUCAGCAACUUCAUCGGUAUGGCCGCCAGCCGCUCCCUCCACUACCAGUUCUACGUCUGGUACUACCACACGCUGCCCUACCUCCUCUGGUCCACGCCGUACAACCUCUCCACCAGGUUCCUGGUGAUGGGUGUGAUAGAGCUGUGCUGGAACACCUACCCGUCAACCUGGUGGAGCUCGGCCCUGCUGCACAUCUGCCACCUGGCCAUCCUGGUGGGCGUGUACCUGGAGCGGCCCAAGGACAAAGGCUUAAAAAGGGUCCGCCAGAUGAUGGACAAGAAGGAAUAAUGCGGCAGAGAGGAGGAUGGAAAGGCUUGUGUUGGUCUUGUUGUUUUCUGUUUUGUUGUUAUUAUUUGUGAGAUUUAUGAGUGUGUGUGUGUGUGUGUGUGUGUGGGUGGGUGUGUGUGUGCAAGGCUAGAAUGGCAAUAAGUUGGUCUUGUUUUUAUGUUAAUGUGUGAGGUUUGAGUCUUGGAGGGGGGCUGUGUGUGUGUGUGUGUGUGUGUGUGUGUGUGUGUGUAAGGCCAGAAUUAAUAUGCAGGUCUUGUUUUCUAUUAUUAUUUCUAUUUUGUGAGGUUUAACUGUGUGUGUGUGUGUGUGUGUGUGUGUGUGUGUUGGGAGGCCUGAGUGUGAAGGCAGUUUGUAUGUAUGAAGGAUAGAUUAUCUUUUAGUUCUUUUUAUUCUUGUUUUGUGAGAUGUUACUCUGCGUGUAGGUGAAGGGGGAGGCUCUGAGUGAAGGCUGUCUGCGUGUGUGAAGAAUAAAUUGCCUCGUUUGUUUUUUAUUUUAAUUAUUGUAGAUUCAAGUAUGUGUGUGUGUGUGUGUGUUUGUGUUGGGUGGGUAUGGAUGGUGUUUGAAUGCUUUUGUUUUCUUUGUGUGUGUGUCUGUAUAUGUUAACCCAUCAUUGCCUCUAUUGAGUGCCUGAGGAGUCUACAUGGGCCAGGUUGUGCCAUACAGGGCCACCACCACCACCACCAUUACCAUCAUGCUGUUGUUACUUCAGUGCCUCACACCAUACAACACACUUAUCACUGCCACCAUCAUGUCACUGCUCGCUGCCACCACUGAGACUGAUGCCGACCACUGGGGCUAGACACUCUCCUCUUUAGUGAGACAUAGCAUGAAUGACACCAGCUAGUCAGGCUAUGAUGGCUUGGCUCGGUGACCCUGCUGAAGGCCACUCUAUCACCACUGUUAGCCUUGUUAAGAUGGAAGCCCAGGGAAUGGUGUGUGUAAAGAUUCACCACUUGACUCAGACCAGUAGCAUGAAUGAAGGACACUGGCCGGAUUGUGGUGACUUGACUGUGUGACCCUGCUGAGAGCCACUGCAAUGACACUGUUAGCUCUGGUAGAAUCACUGGCAUGGAUAGAAUGAAUAUCAAAAUGUUAGAAUCGGUGCAGAGGAGGAUGACUAAGAUGAUUCAGGGGUUGAGAAACUUGCCAUACGAGGAAAGACUCAAGCAGUUAAACUUGCAUUCUCUAGAA